Ectocarpus sp. CCAP 1310/34 is the source of this 2178-nucleotide messenger RNA. The record is from the annotation of a GenBank genome assembly. Lineage: Eukaryota; Phaeophyceae; Ectocarpales; Ectocarpaceae.
UGGAGGGUUUGCAUCGCGAACAUGAUAGAAACAGAGAAGAUAAGGAGACAAGAGGCGAGGGCGGCGGAGGCGAAGAAAGGACCGAGCAGGGCAGUCGAACAAGCAAGUCAGAAGAAGUCCGAGAAGAAGCGGAAGGCGAACGAUGGUGUGCGCAAAAUCUCCAAUAGGGAAAAGCGCAAGCUGAGAGUCGGGUCGUGGAACGUGUGCGGGUUCGCAAGGAGUGAGCGCAAGCGGUUGGAAAUAGUGGACCAAGUAGAACAAAGCGAUCUAGAUGUAGUGGGGAUCCAAGAGACGUGGGAAUUGAAGGAUGGGGACGUGGUAAGCAAACUAGGGAAAUACCGGUGGGUAGGGAAGGCAAGAAAGGGCUUAGACCCGAAGAAAAGGGGGGAGGGGGGAGUCGGAUUCCUGGUCAAGGAACACUUGUUUGACGUGGUGGAAGUAGUGGUGAAAACGGAGUUCGAGGAAACCCUAUGGCUUAAGAUACCUGGGGAGCGGAGUGAGAAAGGUUCGACCGACCACUUCCUCAUAUGGGCAAACAUCGACCGAUCUAGAAAGAUCAAGAGUAAGAAACAGAGGAAAGUGUUCCGGUGGAAGGUAGAGCGUUUGGGAGACGAUGGGACACGGGAUGAAUUCCAGAAGGGGCUGGCUGGUAGUGUAGAAUCCUUCAGGAAACUGCUGAGAAGCGUCGAAGACGGACAGGUAGACGUACAAGCAGCAGGGGACAGAGUGAUUGAAGGGUGGGAGUCCAUCGUGAACGCAACGGCAGAGAGAGUAGUGGGAACGAAGGUGGUACGAUGUGGGGUAUCGGUUAAGUGGUGGGAUGACGAGCUGAAAGAAGAAAUUGGGGAACGCAGAGAAGUCUUCAACAAGUACCUGAGUGAGGCGUCUGAGGAGAGUUGGGAAAAGUACAGGGCCAAGAGAAAACAGGUGAAGGGACUAGUGAGAAAGAAGAAAAAGUGUAUUUGGGACGAAGUAGUGCAGAAGGCCAACGGAGGCCUGGAGGGAAACGUCAAGCAGAUGUGGGAAGGGAUUAGUGGAAUGACCGUAGAACUAGAAAAGGAGUUCACUGAGGACGAGGUUGAGGCGUGUGUGAACAAGCUGAAGUGCCACAAAGCAGCAGGAGCGGAUGGGAUAGUCAACGAGUUCAUGAAGUUUGGGGGGAAGGGGAUGAUCCAGCUGAUGGUACUGCUAUACAAUUGGGUGUGGAAAAACGAGUAUACGCCAAGUAGAUGGCGGGAAGGAGUGGUUGUGAACUUGUUUAAGAAAGGAGACAAGACUGACCCAGGAAACUACAGGGGGAUCACACUGUUGAACACAGUAGGAAAAUGUUCUGCGGAAACCCUGUUUAGGAUAGUGGGAAUAUCGGAGAAGGAACAUAGCAUUAGUGAGGGCCAGGCAGGUUUCCGAAGGAAAAGGGGGUGCGUAGACCACGUUUUCACGGUAGGGAGAAUCAUCCAAGGUAGAAAGAGGGCGGGAAAGCCGACGUACUGCUUCUUCCUGGACGUGAAAAAGGCAUACGACACGGUAUGGAGAAAUGGGCUGUGGAAACAGUUGUCCAAAUACGGGAUCAAGGGGAAAAUGUGGAGAGUGCUGAAGAAGAUGACAGAGUGCACGAAAAGCGCGGUCAUGCUAGACGGAGAACUGUCAAAAUUCUUCGACAUUGAGCAGGGGGUCCCACAAGGUUGCACGCUGUCCCCAACAUUGUUCCAGGUGUUCAUCAACGAUCUGUUGGAAGUCGUAGAGGCAGUCCGGAAGGGAGUAAAAGUAGGGGACACGGAAACGUCGGUUACAGGAAUGCUGUUUGCGGAUGAUUUUGUCGGUAUGUCGGACACUCCUGAGGGACUGCAACUGCAAAUUGACGCAGCGAAGAAGUUUACGGAUAAGUGGAGAUUGUCUGCCCAUGUACAUGCCGCCGACGUGCAGUUUCUUCGUUCCCAGAGCUCCUCCUACCCCCACCAUUUUUUUGGCCAGAUCGGCGUCGACGUCCUUGUGAUCGACCCCGUGUUCGCCUUCAUGUUCAUAUGGUACACCGGGCUCAUCGAAGGCCGGUCCGUGCAAGGCGAGAUACUCCCCACCAUUGUGCAUCACUACCCGACCCUGGUGCUGUGGCUGGUCGUCAUAGGCGUGGGCUGGGCUCCGGUCCAGAUCUACCUCUUCAAUCGCUACCCGGUCCAGUAA